UGAAAACAUUGAACGGAGUUUUCUUGUGAUUUGUAAUAUAUAUCAUCGGCAAAACGCAUCAUGAAGAGGAUAGGGAUUGUUCUGGUGAUCGCCACCGCACUUCUAGGCUUGGUGGCAAGCAGCGGCUAUGAUCGUGGCUCUGGGUACGCUCGGAGAAACUGGGGGCAGCACCACAAGGAUGAUGACAAGGGUCAUUACAACCACAACGGGAAGCACGACAACCGCGGACGCGGAGCCCACUACGGCGGUCAGAGAAGCGCGCUGGACAAAGGUCACGUCGACUACAAGGAAGGUAACGGCGACUUCUACUUCAACAAGGGCAACGGCAAGUACUACUUCCGAAACUACAACGUCGACAAGGGAGCGAAGGAGCGCUUCAGCGACAAGGGCCACAAGCGCGAUUACCUCAACAACGGACGCAACUACGAUAAGGGCUACUACCAGGAUAAGGACAACUACAACAACUACUAUAGGCGCAACGAAGCACGACCAAAGACGUACGAGAACUCGAACUCUGGCAGUGGCACGUCCGAGUACUCGCCCUACAUGCCGUCAAUUGACGACCGUCUCGGAAGGAAUAGCAGAGAACCGUCCGGUCGCUACGCGCGGUACACGUACGCACCGCAGUACGCCACGCGACCCAGCUAUUACAACCGUCCCACGUACGGUCGCUACGGUCAGUACCCGUACGAGCCCGAGCACGAAACUUACAGGGGCGACGAUGACGACAGUUACACCUACGGUAACCGGGGCAGGUACGUGAGAGGUCCACCGAUCUACAAAUAUGGCAAUGACAUAAAGAGACGUCACUGAUUUCACACCAUAUUGAGAUACGCUAGCCUAAUACGUAAAGCCUAAUACGUAAACGUUGUAACUUGUAAGCAUACUCAUCACGUGUGAUCACACUGCCUGACGUAUAUCAUUUGCACAUGAUUGUUAUUAUCAAAGAAACACAAACAUUUUAUUUAUUGUUGCAUUCAUGCGUUAUAUUGAUGAUCGCGAAGAAAUGAUUCGAAGGAUGUUGUUAAUAAUAAGGGAUGGCUGUCGCGAUGACGCUGGAAGCGCCACCUGUGUGCGAAAUGCGAACUAGUAGGCCUAGAGCUCGAUUUAUCUUAUUUUAUUAUUUUAUUACAACAUUGCGAAUACUUUUCUAUUAAGGAGGAGUUGUAGGAAUACUCAUAGCUAGCCCAGCUGUAGCCACCAUCGAACAUUCUCCCAGUAAACUAUCAGAAGAUGAUUAAGAGCACGCGUAGUGUCAGGAGUAGAUAAUAGGGGGUCCCUAUUAUCUACUCCUGGUAGUAUGUAGCUUUGGUUUGGUAGUAGGCCUAUUUCGUUUUCGAACCUUACGCAUAUAUACUAAUGGAUUCAAACCGAUAUACUGCUACACGUUUGACUAUGACGUACAGGAAACGCCUGCCACGUAGCCUUUUAAUUGAAUAAUCGGUCUAAGCCACGCGCAUGUUUCUGUGAAAAUGUUAUACGGUUCCCACGUGUUUGACCGAUAUUCGAAUAAAAUGUCGAAUCAAUUACACAACAUUACAACAAAUGAGAGUGUAAUAUAAACUUUGCUAUAAAUAUUGUUUUAUAUGUAUUCAUGUUUGAAGCUGUAUAUUGUGACAUUUUAGCACAAAAACUGUAAUGCUGGUUUCAUUUUCUGCUUUGCUUCGCAUUGCGUGGAAAAUUCCUGACAGUGAAUGCGUUCUACGCGUCAUUUUAUCGCAUAUAUGUUUUCGACAUCCGGUUUAUAUUCUAAAUGUCAUCCUGAAUGUUUAAAACGAAUUCACUGCCUUGCUUUGUAUAUCUUAUUUAUUUCUCACGAGGUAACAACAUAUCGCAAGUAAAUUAUUUCUAUAAGAUGAACGGUAUGAACGUCAAAUAGAGUGAAAUAUGUAUGGGAGCAGCUAGCGUUAGAGCAAGAAUACAUCGGUGCAUGCACAUCUCCCUGUUCUUGCCUGGAAAUUCCGCGCUUCCAUGAAUAACAUUCAUAUAUGUACUUUUAACAGGCUUGGGGAUUGUUCACAUUGUACAAAUGCUUCGUGACGUGCUAUUUGUCUAACCACAUGACAUCCGUAAAUCCCCAAAUACUGAAUUCGUGCUGUUGUUUAGAAUAAUACCUGCUUGUGGUCACUGUUGAAACUUUUUAAUAAAUAAAUGCAUACUCUGAAAGUGAUUCCAUUA
Priapulus caudatus is the source of this 2178-nucleotide messenger RNA. RefSeq lists its product as uncharacterized. The record is from RefSeq and is a predicted model, not a curated record. Lineage: Eukaryota; Metazoa; Priapulida; Priapulimorpha; Priapulimorphida; Priapulidae. Bases 61 to 813 code for a protein of 250 amino acids. The transcript is spliced from 3 exons.